AUGGCUCCAAAAGUGGGGAAGAUGGUUGGAAAUGGGAAAACUACAAAAAUUUUAGAAACAGGGUGGGUUGGAGGAAAAAAGAUCAAGUUUAAAAGUGAGGAAAUUGACAGCUUAGACCCUCAACCAUUAUGGGUUAGCGACUUAAUAGGGCAAAACAAUGAAUGGGAUAAUAACAUACUAAUCAAAUGGUUUGAACCAAAAGAGGUUAACAUGAUCAAAACCAUUCAUAUCCCAGCUUUUGAUGUAAAAGAUGAAUACACUUGGAAUGGAACAAGCAAUGGGGAAUACUUGAUAAAAUCGGGAUACUGGUUUGGUCUCCACAAGAGAAGUGGAGACUAUGAAACAUCCAAAUUCUGGAAGAGAUUCUGGAGUCAAAACUUCUGGCCAAAAUGGAAAAUUUUCUAUUGGAAGCUAGCUAAUGGUGCUCUUGCCACCGGAGUAAACCUUAGGAAAAGAAAAAUCCUAAGCGAGAGUCCUUGUCCACUUUGUGGAUGUGAAGAGGAGUCGGAUACUCAUCUGUUUAAGGAUUGUGAAAUAACAAGGAGGAUAUGGAGUUGUUCUAGUCUUGGGAUAAACUCUCAACAGCCAAAUAACCUGUCAGUAUAUGUAUGGUCUAGAAACUGGUUGUGGUAUCUUAUGGAUGAUGAACCAAAAAAUGGGGAAAGAACUUUUGAUUUCAUAAACACCCUUUGGUGCAUCUGGCUUUUGCGUAAUAAGAGAAUCUUUAAACCUAGUAGCAAUGCAACACCCAAAGAUUUCUUUGAAAUUGCAAAGCACUGGAAGAUAAGGGGAAACAAAGCCUGGAGGGAUACAGAAGACAUUAUAACUGAACAGGGAAGAUCCAACCGUGAAAAAUCAAAAGACCCCUUCUGGUGGGGUUAUAACUGGGCAAACCAAGAGGAACAUGCCACGAUGAUAGUUGAUGGCGCCUGGAAAAUAAAUAGUCAGGACGAGGAUGAUCCAGGGAAAGCGGCCUUUGGAUGGUUUUUCCAGGACAGAAACGGAGAAAUAGCAAAAGGGAAUCAGGUCAUUUGCGCAAGUUCAGCUUUACAAACAGAAGCGCUAGCAGUACUCCUUAGCAUGAAGGAAAGCCUCAAGAUGGGGUAUAGAAAUAUUGAAGUUUGGACGGACUCAAAAUUGCUGGUGGCGGGACUGUAUGAGGAAAAGAAGGCGGCUUCGAAUAUCAGAACCAUCAUCCUUGAUAUCCGUGAAACAGCAAAGAUUUUUAACUCUAUUAGAAUCCUAAAUGUUAUUAGAGAGAAAGUAAGUAUAGCCCAUUCUAUUGCUGUAAAAGCGAGAAGAAAGGGCAGUAGUUUGUAA
This is a messenger RNA of Beta vulgaris subsp. vulgaris (sugar beet), 1320 nucleotides long. RefSeq lists its product as uncharacterized. The transcript has a single exon. Bases 1 to 1320 code for a protein of 439 amino acids. NCBI's taxonomy places the organism in Eukaryota, Viridiplantae, Streptophyta, Magnoliopsida, Caryophyllales, Amaranthaceae. The record is from RefSeq and is a predicted model, not a curated record. Gene Ontology annotation, molecular function: nucleic acid binding; RNA-DNA hybrid ribonuclease activity.